Molecule: messenger RNA, 845 nt
Organism: Corvus hawaiiensis (hawaiian crow)
Lineage: Eukaryota; Metazoa; Chordata; Aves; Passeriformes; Corvidae
Gene: SCO2
Product: protein SCO2 homolog, mitochondrial
Biological process (GO): mitochondrial respiratory chain complex IV assembly
Source: RefSeq, a predicted model, not a curated record
CGGCGGCAGCGGCGCGGCCGCUCCGGGCGGGACGGGGCGCGGGGUCACAGGGCGAGGGUCAAAGCCCCGGCGAUGCUGCUGCGCUCCCUGCGCCCCGUCCAGCCCCUGCUCCCGGCGCUGUGCCCGCCCUGCCGCCGCCUCUCCGUGCCCCCCGGCGCGGCCCGGCUCCCGCUGCGGCAGCGGCUGGCGGUGGCGGGGGGCGGCGGCGGCGCGGCGGCGGGGGGCUGGCUGUACCUGCGGCACCAGAAGGAGCAGCAGCGGCGCUCCCGCCGCCUCCGAGAGCUCCGUGCGCUGGCGCUGGGCCAGGGCGACUUCGAGCUGCGCGACACGGCGGGCGCGGCGCGGAGCAAGGCGGAUUUCCUGGGCCGCUGGGUGCUGCUGUACUUCGGCUUCACGCACUGCCCGGACGUGUGUCCCGAGGAGCUGGAGAAGCUCAGCCGCGCCGUGCGGCUGCUGGAGCAGGACCCGGCGCUGCCGCCCGUGCAGCCGCUCUUCGUCACCGUGGACCCCGAGCGCGACGACGCGGCGGCGCUGGCGCGGUACCUGCGCGACUUCCACCCGCGCCUCGUGGGGCUCACCGGCACCCCCGAGCAGGUGCGGGCGGCGGCCGGAGCCUUCCGCGUCUACGUGAGCGCCGGGCCCCGCGACGCCGACGGGGAUUACGUGGUGGAUCACUCGGUGCUCACGUUCCUGGUGGAUCCCGACGGGCUCUGCCGGGACUGCUACGGCCGCUCCCGCACGGCCGAGGAGCUGGCGCGCAGCGUCAGGGGACACAUGGACACCUACGAGCCGCUGCCGCCCGCGGGAGACGAAUAAACGCGGCGGGGACGGCCCGACGGAACGCG